Molecule: messenger RNA, 1345 nt
Organism: Symsagittifera roscoffensis
Lineage: Eukaryota; Metazoa; Xenacoelomorpha; Acoela; Convolutidae
Exons: 4
Coding region: 845-1345 (166 amino acids)
Biological process (GO): G protein-coupled receptor signaling pathway
Cellular component (GO): membrane
Molecular function (GO): G protein-coupled receptor activity
Source: RefSeq, a predicted model, not a curated record
GUGGCCUUUUCUCGUGAGCUUAGCGACUCAGCGGUUCGUGUUUUUUUUAAGUUUCGUUCAUUUCAAAAUUAAACGGUUACUUGUUUUGCUUGUAAAAGGCAUUUUAUCUCUUCUUGCGAUAAUUGAUUUUACCUUCCAUAUGUCAUAUUUUAGAAGCCGCAUUUUCAGAAGUAUCUGCUCAAGUCUAAUCUCAUCUAAUCCAUCAAAUAAUUGAUCUGCCAAAUGUCUGCUUAGCUGUUUGAACAAUUCUUUUCCCUCUUCCUUUGGAACAAAAAAAGUUACACUCCAAUAUCUCCCGUACCACGAAGUUUUUUUACCCCCAUUGAAACAUUCAAAUUGGGUGAAUUUUUUUGAAUUAUUUGAUUCUAAUCCAUGCGAUUUUCAGGAGGCUAGACAAAAAUACGCUUUUUAGUGACUAUGCGAGCUCCUCUGAAAAAAGUUUUCACAUUUAUUGCUUUAAUCUUGUCUAUACUUAUUUGAACCUAACUUUUCCCAAUCGACAAUUGUUGGAUAAAUUACCCGACUUUAGUUUUUAGAAUUAUUUUUUACGCUCAAAGUUACCUAAGCUAACGCUAUAUUCCCUAUACAGAUUUCAGAAACAGCAGCUCAACAAAUGUUUUGGUAGUCUGAUUUAGGAUAUUGUUGCUAUUUCACUCCUGUGAAACCUAACCUACAAAAGAACUUCCGCCCUACCUUUGGACGAAUUCAUUUUAACUCAAAUGUGAGUUUUCUUACAGAACAUUAAGAUCGCUUUAUUCCUUCAUAGUAUUCGAUUUGACUCCAUUAGCAAGCAUUCUUCGAUAGUUAUAGUAUUUGGUUAGAACUCAUUAUUAAUUAUCUAAAAAUGAACGAUUUUGUGUACCCCAAAUGUCAUGGUUUCUUAAUAUUGACGAAAAACGCUCAAAGAGCCAAGUACCAUUGUUACAUUCUAGAAAGAAAUAUGACUUUAUACGAAGCUUGUCUGCAACACAUUCUGAAAAACACAUCAAGGAAGAUGGACUGUGAACCGUUCCGGGAAGACAGGGUGCCGGACUUCGACAAGCACUGGCUCUACUUGAUUAUCCUCUUUAUCGUGUGCAUGAGUGGAAUCCUAAUGAAUCUCCUGGUUUUAAUAGUCAGUCUAAGUCCCAGUAUUUGGAAGAGUAAAGCGACCACUUUGGUGGCUAGUCUGGCGUCUGCUGAUCUGCUCCACAUGCUGGUCAACAUCCCCGCCAACAUGUACCUCCUUCUUAACUACGGGUGGGGACUGGGAGCACUCUUCUGCAAAGUAAAACAUUUCUUUCAGAUUACCGGUCGUAAUUGGCGCAUGAAGAACACAUUACGCGGCCAAGCUGUGGAGUUGUGA